Hordeum vulgare subsp. vulgare (domesticated barley) is the source of this 4306-nucleotide messenger RNA. Its product is annotated as helicase-like transcription factor CHR28. Bases 210 to 4022 code for a protein of 1270 amino acids. The transcript has 14 exons. Lineage: Eukaryota; Viridiplantae; Streptophyta; Magnoliopsida; Poales; Poaceae. The record is from RefSeq and is a predicted model, not a curated record. Gene Ontology annotation, molecular function: ATP binding; ATP-dependent chromatin remodeler activity.
UCCUCUUUUCCACCAGUUCGACGCGGACGGCAUCUCUAUUCUCUCCUCAGCCCACCGCAGCGCAGCCGCCCCCCACCCCCGCCACGAUUAAAAACGAGGGUGAGAGAGAGAGAGAGAGAGAGAGAGAGGGAAAGGGCUCUCGUCCGGCGGAGAAAAAAGCAGGGGCCCUCUCCCGCGGCGAAUUGCAUGAUCGAAUCGCGCCGGGGCGGAUGAUGGCGGAGGAACCGGCGAUGGAUUUCGACGACGGGGGCUACGGCGGCGCCGAGGACAACCUCUCCAUGCCCCUCGGCGACUUCAUGGCCUUCCUCGAGAGCGAGCCCGCCGACGACGGGGCGGAGGACCCGCGGCCCGAGGCCAAUCAAGGUUCCUCAGAGGUGCCAGUGGACAUGACAGGUUUUGCAAAUGGGUUUGAAAGGCAUGAAGAAUUUUUGGAGGAUGAAAUGCAGGCCAAUCAAGGCUCCUUAGAGGUGCCAAUGGACACGACAGGUGUUGCAAAUGAAUUUGGAAGCCAUGAAGAAUUUUUGGGUGAUGAAGGUUUCUGGUCGCAAUACCAGAUGGAAGCAAUGGUGGAACAAGGAGAUGGAACCUUUGAUUACUCCGAUGCUAAGCCUUUGGUUGGCAGUGAUUUAUCUGGAAACUGUAGAACUACCAACCAUAACAACCAACCUUUACCAAGGGACACAUUAAACCAUAUAAAUGCUGCUGAAGAAGCAAAUGCAUUUCCAUACGAAGUUCUCUCAAAUUGUUCAUAUGUUGGUGACCAAAUGUACUUUGGCAAAGCACAGGUCAAAGCAGAGAGCCACUUAGAGGGCAUGGGGCCACCAACGAAUACUUAUUUGCCAUGUAAUCAGUUCCCAGAGCAAUCUGGUUUGAGUGAAGUUAAAAGUGAGGAUACAGGAGCAAUAUUGGAUAACACUGGUCAGGAGGGUAAUCAAUACAUACCAAUGAACACAUUCUCUCUUGACCAUAAUGCUGCCAUCCCUGAUGUUUCUUACACUGAACUGAACUUUGGUGAGGCAACUGGAAGCAUGAACAAUGGCAAUAGCAGCUGCCUAACUGUACAGGGAGAUUAUCUGCAGGGGGAGUUUGGGGAAUGUCCUAAAGCAGAGUAUGGUUAUCUUGAUAUGGCUGGUGAAAUGUCACUGCAUGAUUUGCCGGAUAACAAUCAGUCAUAUGAGAUGGAUCAGAUCCCGCAGAAUAUAUGUGAAAGCAGUUCGAUGCAGACGGGCUCUUCUGAUCAAUAUUGUGAUGAUACAUCUUUAUCAGGUUGCUACAUGACUUCCCCAGAGUCAUUAUCCUGUGAGCAGAUCCAGUCUGAAUAUGUUGGUUUAAAGAGUGAGUCUAGCACCGACUCUUCUCCAAUACCCUCAAGCAGAAACUCUACUACAGAGGAUGCUGAUAAAUACUUAGGAGGCUCAACAAAACAGUUGCUGAACUCUAGUUUAGUUCCUAUCAGCCACCAACACCCGUAUAGGAGCCUGACAGAUCAAAUGCCUCCAUCUUUUCAUGAACAACAAUACGAUAUUCACAGAAGUGGCAACUCCUUUACUCGGGGUAAUUUAUCAAGAAGUUGCUUCGGUGCAAAUGCCAAUGGCGAUUCUGAUUUAUUUAACCUUAGUAGUCAUCGUGCUCCUGGUCAUUUAUUGCCACCCCAGGGAAUCCAGGGAAAAGUAAAUAACUUCCAACAAUCUUUGUCUGCAAUUCCUUUUGUUCCUCGAUUUGGCGGGACGACAUAUAAGUCGCAUGAUGAAAGGGUGACUCUACGACUUGCGUUGCAGGAUAUAUCCCAGCCAAAGUCUGAGACUAAUCCACCUGAUGGGCUUUUAUCAGUUCCUUUACUGAGGCAUCAGAAAAUCGCUCUGUCAUGGAUGGUACAAAAGGAGAAAAAUGGUUCACACUGCUCUGGUGGAAUUCUCGCAGAUGAUCAGGGCUUGGGUAAAACCAUAUCAACUAUUUCACUGAUAUUGACAGAAAGAGCACCAUUACCAAGGUCAACUGUCAUUAAGCCAGAGCUAUGCGAAGCUGUAUCUCUUGACGAUGACGACGACGACCCCACUGAUCUUUGUUUGAAAAGGAGGUCACAGACAUGUAGUUCUGAAGUGACAACAAGCACUACAGUUAAGACAGAGAAUCAUAUUGUAGAGAUUAAGGCCAGGCCAGCUGCUGGGACUCUGGUUGUUUGCCCGACAAGUGUUCUACGGCAGUGGGCGGAAGAACUGAGGAACAAAGUUACCAGCAAAGCUAAUUUGUCCUUUCUAGUAUAUCAUGGUAGCAACCGUACGAAGGAUCCUAACGAGCUCACUAAAUAUGAUGUUGUGCUAACUACGUAUUCUAUAGUAAGUAUGGAGGUACCAAAGCAAUCAAGUCCUGAUAGUGACGAUGAAGAGAAAGGGAAGGCAGACAGAUAUGGUGCUCCUGUUUCAGGCAGCAAAAAGAGGAAGGCUUCAUCUUCUAAGAAAACUAAAAAGGCCGCAACAGAGAAGAGUAACUUACCAGAGAAACCUCUUGCGAGAGUAGCAUGGUUCAGGGUUAUUCUUGAUGAAGCGCAAAGUAUUAAAAAUUACCGAACCAAUGUUGCUGGGGCUUGCUGGAAUUUGAGAGCCAAAAGAAGGUGGUGCUUGUCAGGGACACCAAUACAGAAUGCUGUUGAAGAUCUCUUUAGCUAUUUCAAAUUUCUCCGAUAUGAACCGUAUUGUAAUUACAAGCAAUUUUGCACCAUGAUAAAAAUGCCAAUCAGCAGGCACCCAAUUAAUGGUUACAAGAAGCUACAAGUUGUUUUGAAGACAGUAAUGCUACGUCGGACUAAAGCGACAAUGUUGGAUGGAAAACCAAUCAUUUCCCUACCACCGAAGACCAUUUCUCUCAAGGCUGUGAACUUCACGAGUGAGGAGCGUGCAUUUUAUAACACCCUAGAAGCUGAAUCACGAGCACAAUUUAAGGUCUAUGCAGCUGCUGGUACUGUUAGGCAAAACUACGUGAAUAUCCUGCUGAUGCUUUUACGGCUCAGACAGGCAUGUGAUCACCCUCACCUAGUUAAAGGUCAUGAGUCUAGCUGGACCUCUUCAUUGGAGAGUGCGAAUAAACUUCCAAUGGAACGAAAACAUGAAUUGCUGGUUUGUUUGCAAUCUUGUUCAGCUAUAUGUGCUCUCUGCAACGAUGCACCAGAAGACGCUGUCGUUACUACAUGCGGUCAUGUUUUUUGCAACCAGUGCAUAUUGGAGCAACUUACUGGCGAUGACAGCAUAUGUCCAGUCUCUAAUUGCAGAGUCCGACUUAAUGCAACUUCAUUAUUCUCUCGAGGCACCCUUGAAUUCUCCUUGUGCAAAUCAACAAGUGAAUUCCAGUCUAAUGAUUCCUGUACAGAGAUUGUACAGACUGAAAAUCAAACUGGGAUUGAUUCAUCUUAUGCAUCUUCUAAAGUGAGGGCUGCCCUAGAUAUCAUUCUCUCAUUACCUAAAGUUGAUCCCACCCAUAGUGAUAGCAAAAAAACAAUUGGGCUUGCCUCUGAAAAUAUCAAUGGGAAGAGUUCAGAACAUGCUGACACCAAAACGACAGAGAAGGCCAUUGUUUUCUCUCAAUGGACUAGAAUGCUGGAUUUGCUAGAGGUUCAUUUGCAAGCUUCUCAUGUGACCUAUCGGAGGCUUGAUGGAACAAUGUCUGUUGCUGCUCGGGAGAAAGCCGUAAAUGAUUUCAAAACAGUUCCAGAGGUUUCUGUUAUGAUCAUGUCUCUCAAAGCUGCGAGUCUUGGUCUAAAUAUGGUGGCUGCCUGCCAUGUGCUUAUGCUCGAUCUUUGGUGGAAUCCUACCACCGAGGACCAAGCUGUUGAUAGAGCACAUCGUAUUGGCCAAACACGACCAGUUACAGUAUCUAGGUUAACUGUCAAAGAUACUGUUGAAGAUCGUAUUUUGGCGCUCCAGGAGAAAAAGCGGGAGAUGGUUGCUUCUGCUUUUGGGGAAGAUAAAUCUGGUGGCGGCCAGACUCGACUGACAGUGGAUGACUUGAAUUAUUUGUUUAUGGUUUAGCAUCACCUCCUGAGAUGGAACACAAUUUUGCUCAUGGAAUGGUGUAAUAGGGGCAGUGAUAGAUAAAUAUCUCGGGGAGGUAACAAAUAGCAUUUCUGUAGGGGCCUAGUGCUUUUAGUUUGUACAGGUGUUAAGAUUUUGUAGUUGAAAGGUGUCAUUGUGGUUGUUAGACCAUCCAAUUCUUUUCGCACUGCAAGUAGGGACCCUCAGGUUAACUUUCAAUUGGCUGCAAUGGUGUCGUUUGGCUAUAUGAAGAUAUGACAGAGCAAAAUGUCGUUAGCUAA